UAACUUAUUGUUAGUUAGGGUUCGUGUCGUUAGAUGCUUUGAAGUAGGUUCCGGCAACUAGACGAUCAAAGCUGCGAUUUUUGAGCAGGGGACGAUGGUGAAGAGUGUUAUCUCAAUGGAUCAGCUGAAAGCUCUGUGGCACUCUGAGGUCCACAAUGAGCAGAAGUGGGCAGCUAACAUGAAACUUGUGAGAGCACUUGGGGUGUUUGCAGGAGGAAUCUUCCUCAUGCGUGGCUUUGGUGAUCUCAUGGCUGUCUGAAGCAAACCUGAUAACAACGGAGGAACGUCUCUUAUUUUCUCAAUUUUUUUUGUACUUCUUCAAUGUCUUCUCUCUCCAUCGAACUGGUGGUCUGGUUUAUGAUUCCACCAAUGUUAUACAAAUAUCUCAGUUCAAGAUUUGUUUCUUGUUCUCAGUGACUCCAUUUUAUCAUAUGCUAAAGAAUUUGUUUUUUCAUUCAA
Molecule: messenger RNA, 459 nt
Organism: Brassica napus (rape)
Lineage: Eukaryota; Viridiplantae; Streptophyta; Magnoliopsida; Brassicales; Brassicaceae
Product: mitochondrial import receptor subunit TOM5 homolog
Exons: 2
Coding region: 95-259 (54 amino acids)
Cellular component (GO): mitochondrial outer membrane translocase complex; mitochondrion
Source: RefSeq, a predicted model, not a curated record